AUGUCGACGGCAUCCUCACGUUCUCGCGGCUUUAGUCGACGAUUAGAUAGCGACAGCGGCAAAAGUCGGGGUCCCCGUUCUCGAAAUGUUUCCGUCACUCGAAAACGGCCUGUCAGUCACAAUGAUGCGUACUUAUAUGUUCUUCGAGUAGCAUAUCUUGCCUACCUUCUCCAAAAACGUCCCCGUCGCACCCAGAGCGUACCAAUUCCCCGCCAACGAGCUCACAAAUCAUCAGCUUCCAUAAUAAGCGAUCUAAGUUUGGCCAAAGAUCACAAGAGCACGAGGCUACCUCAUGGCUUUGUGGGUCGGCUAGAAAAUCGAUUGACUGGAGUAUUUAAGGGGAUCGAAAAGGAAAAAGCUUACCAGGAUGAGGCUGUGAGGAGAACAUUUGCGGCGUUUUUAAAUGAGCUGAGGGAGCCGGGCUUCAACAAGCGCAUGAGAGAGGAGAGGCGGGCAGAACCCCUGGUCUUAAUAUUCUUUUCCAAUGCGACCAAAGAACUCUCCAAGGGCCAAGCACCAGAUGAUACCAACUGGAAGCUUAUGGUUGAUAGGCAUGUGGCUCUCUUUGUGAGGAUCAUCAGUUUGAUUCUCAAAGACCAAGGCUGGGACAAGGAUAAACCUGAACUGGCUAGCCAACUUUCUAUCUUGGAAACCAAAUUGCUUGCGCAUGAUCAGAAUCUUGCGCAGGCAUCCCCAAAAGAUGGAGGAAACGUAAUUACCGAACUCGUGCCCCUGAGCUAUAAAGUCGAAGAUAUGCCAUUAGUCCAAGUUGUGGCGAAAGUGUUUGGACUAAGGAAUUCAUAUGUCCAGUCAGAUAUAAACAAGUAUAAAGAUGUAUGGACUGCGAAGGCGGCUCUGCAAGACCUUAAAACGUACCAGCCUGAUGCGUCCCAUGACUGCUCUGAUAAUCCAAAUAUUUACACAUUCAUUCCCCCGGAUCCUCGGUCGUUUUACCGUUUUGUACUCCUCCAAGUCGUAAACCACGAGCUGCAAGAAAGAUCAACCAAUGAAUCAGACUCGACCUCGGACUCGCCACCUAAGACUCUUCUCUCGAAGCAAGCUACUGAUCUGCUCAACGAAAUAAGCCUUCGUUGGCGAAUACCAACAUCUACGCGUGCUGUAUUGUUCCUUGAUGUUUUCCGAGAGAAAUAUGUGGAACAGGAAAUUGAUCUUGACACUUUGGAUUCCGCAUUCAUUUUUGUUAACCAACCUCCGCCGGAGAAGUCGAAACGUGGUAGUAACUUCAUAGUCUCAUUGCUCUCAAACAGGGAGAAUUGGACGCUCGCUGAUUUUAGUGUAAUGACACACCUACUUUCCUCUCUCCACGAGGCGCUCCUUCGGCAUCUCUAUGAGACGAUGAUGCACUGCUAUGACACCAAGGUCCCCUCUAUAGGUUCAGUCAUGUACAUCCUAGAAAACUACGUCGAAGCUGACCCUAACUUUGUUUCCAAACCGGACGACUAUGAAAAUUUUCGUUCCUAUGUGUAUAACGGAUUAGUGAACAAAGCAAAAGAGGUUUACCAAGAACACCUCGACAAGGAAAUACCUCCAGAGCAAAAUGUGUGGGAGUUUUAUCAUGUGGUGCAACUCGGGAAAGCCAAAUGCGUUCUUCCAAUGUUCGCGGAGGAUGCACGCGACAUCAUUACGAGGAUUAUACAACAAGCUCAAGAUAAAAACGAAGAGAUUGGCAUGCAAGAUGGCUUUGACUUGUACAAAGAAUUGGCUCAAAUACGCCAAUUUUACACAGAAGUUCUCCCUGGCUUGUCCGUCGUAGACGUUUUCCGGUCGUUUAACGAAGUGAUUAAUCAAAUUGUGCAACUGAAUUGGGACGACGAUGUGGGAUAUGCUAAGUUUAUGACUGCUAUUUCAAAAUCUAUCGGGAAAGGUAUUGCGAGAUAUUGCGAAGUUCUUGAACUACAAUUUAGUAGAGAAAUGGAUCGCCUUACCCCAGAACAAGAAGCAUCUCUAUCGCAAUCACGACAAGAGAAAUGGAUGCAAAUGGCCAAGGAGGCGUGGAAUAAUAAAGAAAAGAUUGAGCCAUUUCACUUUUUCCCGCAGUCCUUUGUCAAACUGAAUAAUAUUGAAUAUGCUCUCCAUCAGUUGGAUAAGCUUGAGAAAGACGUCAAUGUCGAUGCUUGCGCAGAUGUACUUGCAAAGAAUACGCCUCCUGCUUUACAGCGGCCACGGAAGGUUACUAACUAUGUUUUUACUGUUAAAAUUGUUGAGGCAGAAGACCUGAAGGGAUGUGACAUGGAUGGACUUAGUGACCCUUACGUUUCCUUGGCCGAUGAGUCCCAGCGUAUUUUCAAGACUCGCAUUAUCUAUGACAAUCUUAAUCCCCGAUGGGAUGAUAGCGUGGAUAUCAUUACGAAAGGACCCCAGAACAUUAUUGCAACUGUCUGGGACUGGGACGCUGUUGGGAGCCACGAUUAUAUGGGGCGCACUUCUCUCAAGCUUGAUCCCGCCCACUUUUCAGACUUUGUCCCAAGGGAAUAUUGGCUAGACUUGGACACGCAAGGCCGAAUUUUGCUUCGUGUGAGUAUGGAAGGUGAACGUGAUGAUAUCCAAUUUCACUUUGGUAAGGCAUUUCGGACUCUCAAGCGUACCGAACGUGAGAUGACCCGGAAAACAACAGAGAAGCUUUCUGCUUAUAUAAACCAUUGUCUUUCUCGCCGUGCUCUCAAAGCUUUGCUGUCGAAAGGCAUUACUAUGUCAACUGUUUCCAGCUAUUUUAAUAGGAACAAAACAUCAACCACUUCAGGUCCGACGCCGGCAGAAAUAGAGGGUGCAUUAGACACAUUGUUCACUUAUUUUGAUGACAACUUUUCAAUUAUGAACCAAACGUUGACAGAAGAAGCCAUGAGAACGGUCAUGGCUCGCUUGUGGAAAGAAGUUCUAGUAACCGUGGAAGCUCUUUUGGUUCCUCCGCUAUCCGACAAGCCGUCUAACCAACGGCCGCUCACCCAGCGAGAAGUUGACGUCGUCUCUCGUUGGCUCCUCCUGCUCCUCAACUUUUUCAACGCCGUCGAUGAAGAAACCGGAGAAGCAAACGGCGUUCCAUUAGAUAUCCUUAAAUCACCGAAAUACCACGAAAUCCAAAGUCUCUUCUUCUUCUACUUUGAACCCACCGAUAGUUUAAUUCGAACCUCAGAACGCAUGGCAUCCUCCACUGCAGCACGACAGCAAACUAACCGAAACCGGCUGUCCACUACGUCCUCAUCAUUGAGCCCAUUUUCGGCGAUUGGUGGUGCGGCUGGUAUUCCGUCUGCUCGCCGAGGGAAAAGCAUCAUGCUGUCCCGUAACUUGGGCACUAUGAGGAAAGCCAAGGAGGAAAAAUGGCGAGAAGCACAAGCGGAACCGAACGAUGAUAUGGUUCUUCGAAUUCUGCGCAUGCGACCGGAGGCGCAUACGUAUAUUCGUGAUCGCAGUCGACAGAAGGAGAGGCUUGCGACGGCUGCAGCUGCAGAUUUAAUCGUUAAACAAAGUUUAAUGGCUGGCGGUGGAGGAAGAAUGAAGGGAGGGGUUGGACAGGCCGGAUUGCUAUUCUGA
Messenger RNA from Histoplasma mississippiense, 3549 nucleotides. RefSeq lists its product as hypothetical. The transcript is spliced from 7 exons. The record is from RefSeq and is a predicted model, not a curated record. The coding region runs from base 1 to 3549 and encodes 1182 amino acids. Lineage: Eukaryota; Fungi; Ascomycota; Eurotiomycetes; Onygenales; Ajellomycetaceae.